Molecule: messenger RNA, 2775 nt
Organism: Lethenteron reissneri (Far Eastern brook lamprey)
Lineage: Eukaryota; Metazoa; Chordata; Hyperoartia; Petromyzontiformes; Petromyzontidae
Gene: KIF9
Product: kinesin family member 9
Biological process (GO): microtubule-based movement
Molecular function (GO): microtubule motor activity; ATP binding; microtubule binding
Source: RefSeq, a predicted model, not a curated record
UACGGCAAACCUCGCGACGCCGGUGGUGGUCGCCGUGGCGACGCGGCGGCUCCUAACGCGGUAUUUGAUUUGGUAGCGACGCAAAGUUGUUUUGUUUUUAUUUUCUCCACAUGCUCUUGGUUUUAAGUAAUCAUACGAUGAAAAGCACCCCUUAACUCCGAGCAGGAGUAACUUGUCAAUAAACUGCGCCUAUCACGUGUCGGAUUUAAAGUGCAAUAUGGGCUGUGUGCGGGUCGUUUUACGCACUAAACCCUCGCCAAGGUUUGCCGAAAGCCAGAUUGGCAUAAACCCAACUGAUAAGACGGUAAACAUCCGCUUGAAGGAACACAAUCAAAAGGAGAUUGUGAACAAUCAAGUCACAGAAUGGAGCUUCAAGUUGGAUGGAAGUCUUCACAACACCAACCAGGAAAUGGUGUACAGAGAGACGGCGCGAGAGGUUGUCACGCGGACACUGGAUGGUUACAACGGAACCAUAAUGUGCUAUGGUCAGACCGGCGCAGGGAAAUCAUACACAAUGACUGGAAGCACGGAAAAUUUCUCUGAGCGAGGCAUCAUCCCGCGGGUUCUUGAGCAAGUCUUUCACGAUAUUGAGGAGCGUGUGGAGCAAGACAUCACUGUUCGCGUCUCCUACUUGGAGAUCUACAACGAAAGUCUGUGUGACCUGUGUGCCAUGCCUGCGUGCCAGGCCAUCGAUAAACAACUGUCUAUUAUGGAUGAGCGUGGUAUGGUUUCUGUCAGAGGUCUGACUUGUCAGUUGGUCAGCAGCCAAGAGGAGGCCCUCAACAAGCUAUUUGAGGGUGAAAUGAAUAGAGCAGUUGCUUGCCAUACGCUCAAUAAGAAGUCUUCAAGAUCUCACUGCAUAUUCACUCUGUACAUAGAGUCCCGCUCGAAAACAAUCACAAAUUCUAAAUACACGAUGUCUAAACUCAACCUGGUUGAUUUGGCUGGCUCUGAGCGUCUGGGAAAAACUAUGUCAGAAGGACAAGUGGAAAGAGAGGCAACAUACAUUAACAAGUCGCUGUCCUUCCUGGAGCAAGCUGUGAUCGCACUGGCAGAUCGCAGACGGGAGCAUGUCCCUUUCCGUCAAAGCAAACUCACACAUGUUCUUAAGGAUGCCAUCGGUGGAAACUGCAAUACUGUGCUCAUUGCCAACAUCAUCGGGGAGACUGAACAGAUAGAAGAAACGCUCUCCACGUUGAAGUUUGCUGCUCGGAUGGCCUGCGUUCCUGUGAACGCUGUCCCCAUUGAACUUCAUGACCCACAACGGACAGUGAAGGAUCUAGAGAAAGAGAUCAGGCUGCUGAAAAAUGAACUGGCAAUGCAUGACAUCUUGGCAAACCGUAAGAAAGUGAGCUAUGAGCCACUUUUGGAACAUCAGGUGGCUGAGAUUCAAUCUCAAGUGCGCCGCUACUUAGAUGGCUCACUCAACGAGAUCACCUUGGCCAACGUAAGACAAAUUCAAGAAGUGUUUGCACAAUUUAAGGUGAUUUUCCUUCAGAAAGAGGAAGAGGUGGAGGCAAAACUAAGGCAAAAGUUCAGCUUGCAAGAGAGGAGAAAGGAGCCUUCUCUAGAUGUAAUUCAGAAGGCUGGCUCAACAGAAAAUGAAGUGGUUCUGGCUGGAGAGUUGGAGCGCGAUGGAUUUGGACUUGGGUUGGUGCCCACCUCAUCCAAGCUUUACCUCUCGCCCGUUGUUACUGCCAAGAAGAGUAGGAACAAGAAGUCACUUAGGGAUAGUGCCAGAAGGGAGAGGCCAGGAAGCCCACAGCUCCGAGAGUCUCCCUUUGUGGGAGAAGGUGGCCAGAGAGAGCAUGACGUGACCAGCGUAGCCUCAGAGGUCUCUGAACAGCUAAACCGUUCAAACACUCCACCAAUGCCAGUUGUUGCAUUUGAGGAAUUUAAAGCAGAGCGAGGCAGUGAGAUUAACCGUAUCUUCAAAGAAAACAAAUUGAUUUAUAAGGAGAAGCAAACAAAAGCAAUAGAACUGGCAAAACACAUAAAUACUUUGAAGCAAGAAAUAGACGUUGCCAGAGAGGCACUGGAAGCCAAGACAAAAAAGAGACAGGAACAAGGUGAAUUUAUGAGCAGCGAGGGCCAGAUGGUGAUUGACGAGGAGGAAUAUUGUUUUCUGCUGCGCAUGCGUGAGCUCAAAAGCCAGUACCGUUUGCACUACGAGGAGCUGUGCGACAUAAAGGCUGAGGUGCAGUGGUGCCAGCAUCAGGUCAACCUGUGCCGCCAGAGACUCGUCUCUGAAUUUGAGACGUGGUAUGCUGAAGCAUACCAGGUGCCUUCAGAAAAUGUGCCUGCUAAUUCCAUGACUACAGCCACACCUGUGGUCGCUCACCCAGCUGUUGGCAAAACCCAGCCAUUGAUGGAAGGAGAGCAAGAAAAGCUUGAAAGAAUUAAUAUGGAGUUCAUGACUGAAAAUCCUGAUGCUAUGGCCUUUUAUGAAGCCAAGGCCCGCAUAGAGAGAAAGCACAAUUAUACCAAAGCCGCUGCCCAAAAUCAAACAAAAAAUAUGAAGGAAGACAACAUACCCGCAUGUGCAGUUGGAAAUAGACUGCCCAAACAGAUGAUGGUGCCAUAUUAGUCAUAUCCAUGCAAGGCAUUUCUCCAGCACUACUUUACAUUAAAACAAUGAUUUUUGCAUAUUUUGGAGUAAUUUCACAAAAUAAGUAGUAUGACAUUGUACAAUGUUUGCAAACAUAUCUUUAUACAAUUGAUCUGUAAAAGCAAAGUAUAAUCAAAGUUAUUUUUUAUAAAGUGUCUGUGCAUCUU